GACGAUAUGGUAUUCCGCUGUAUACAUCGGUAUCACAGUACAUGCGCGACAUGGCAUGGAAACCUGUGGAAUAUGCCAGGGGCAAUGACCUGUCGACAACAAUUUACGUAAGGCAUGCUGCCCACCCCUCCGCUCAGAGUGCCAUCGCCCACCAUGGUAGAGGGUCAGCUAGAAGACAGAAUUUUUCUGUAACCGCGAACCCCCGCAACAGGCAGGGAAAUGUCGUCGCCUACUGUGCUGUAGGCGUCAGUCCUUCGUGUAAUGGCACUACCAUCCAUCCAGACAGCGGACAGCGAUGCCAUGAGCUCACAGAAGGUGGAACGAGAGGAAUCUCUGAGCGGGUGCUAUGACGAGGGCAACCUGCAUAGCCCCCUCAAGUGGGAUGAUGAAUCUUCCUUCAUGUAUGAUGACAUGGAAGAAGAUGAAAAGGACAGAAACAAAAGGCAAUCCCGUAACCGCAGUGAGAAGAAGCGCAGAGAUCAGUUCAACAUUCUCAUCAACGAACUGUGCAGUAUGGUGUCUAGCAACAACCGCAAAAUGGACAAGUCUUCUGUGCUGCAGUCCACAAUCGCAUUUCUUAAAAGAAAUAAAGAGAUCACAGCGCAGAGUGAAGCCAACGAGAUCAAGGAGAACUGGAAGCCUCCUUUCCUCACCAAUGAGGAGUUUUCUCAGCUUAUGCUGGAUGCAACAAAUGGCUUUAUGCUGGCGAUCAACAAGCAGGGCAAGAUCCUUUAUGUCUCGGAAAAUGUCACCUCCUUGCUUGGGCACUUACCGAAUGACCUUGUUGGCAACACGCUGGGUGACAUGGUUCAUGAGAAGGAAAAGGUGCAGACUUGUAACCUGCUGACGCAUCACACUCUGCACCUGGACCAGACAGAAUCAGACUAUGGACAUGACAAGCACCUGUCCUUCAGCUGCCACUUCGUGCGAGGGAAGAUCGACCCUACGGAGGAGCCGGCCUACGAGUGCAUCAAGCUGUCAGGCAGCUACAGGAGGUCCCUGUCUGGUAAAAUCAGCUCCACGUGUAAAGUUGAAAAGGACAACCAGAAGACGAAAGGCGGCGUGGGUGGGUCAGGGGGAGACGAGGUGGUGCUGGUCAUGACAGCCAAGCUGCUGGCCCCGCUGUUCCUGAAGGAGAUGUCUGUCGUGGACGAGACCAAGAGAGAGUUCACGUCCAGGCACAGUCUGGAGUGGAAGUUUCUGUUCCUGGACCACAGAGCACCCCCGAUCAUUGGCUACCUUCCAUUUGAAGUGCUGGGGACAUCUGGCUAUGACUACUACCACGUGGAUGACUUGGACAGAAUAUCUAUUUGCCACGAGCAGUUAAUGCAGUGUGGAGAAGGGACAUCCUGCUGUUAUCGUUUCCUGACCAAGGGGCAGCAGUGGAUCUGGCUACAGACUAGAUACUACAUCACCUACAACCAGUGGAACUCCAAACCUGAGUUUAUCGUCUGCACCCACACUGUUGUCAGCUACUCAGAGGUGUGCAACAAACUGCGUCAGGAGUUGGGUCUGUCUGACUCUGGAGACAAUGUGGACAUGUCCGUGAGCUUCGGCACCCUGAAGAGAUCCCUCUCCAAUUCUUCAUUAGCUGUGUCUGAAAAGUCAAGGAAGUCCCAGAGAUCCUCUGCUCCUGACCGGUCCCCACAUGGGUCUGCAGAGAUGCAUUCUGUUCAGGUGGGUGAAACCACUCCUGGCAGCGUGCAGGGGGAGGACUUCCCUGACAUCACCAAACAGUACAAGACUCUGAACGACCUGCUGACCACCAAGACUAGGCCGGUAUCCAGCCAUUCUAGCAGCACCUCAGUACAGCAGCCCAGCAACCCUUCGCAGCGGCCCCAGCCCAGCAGCUCUCACCACUCCGCCCCUCAGACGGUGCCGUCCGCCGCCCAGUCCAGCCUCGCCAAGUUCAGCCAGUACCGCGUGGCAGACGAGAUCAGCAGCACCGGCACGCUGACCGAGAACGACGCCAUGACAACCAUGUCGGAGAGUGUCUACCAUUCCCCUCCUAGUGAGAUGCCCAUGGGAGCUCUCAUCAGACCACCUCAGCUCAGGCUGCAGGAACAACUGCUGCAAAGACAUCAGGCUCUUCAGGACACGAUCCGUCGGCAGCAGGAGGAGCUGCAGCUGCUGCGGCAGCAGAUCCUGAUGCAGUGUCCCAUGGUGACGGAUCCCGGAGUGCUGACGGCCAUGUCGGUACAACAGAACAGCCUGCCGUACCCCCCCUCCUCGUCCCUCCCCACCCCUGCCAUGCCCUACCCCCCCUCCCAGGCCGCCCCCAUGACCAACUCCAUGCAGCAGGUCCCGCAGGCCUCCCUGCUGACCUCCCAGUCCAACAUGGCCAACAUGCCCGGGGGGGUGUUCGUACAGGGGCAGAUGUCGUCCAUCCUGCAGGCCCCUCCCCAGGGGGGUCAGUACGGGGCGGGGCAGGUCCACGCCAUGGGCAUCAUACAGGGACAGUUUGUGGCUUCCCAAGGCGUGCAGCCGGGGCCAUCCUCCUCCGGUCUGGCCUCCCAAAUGGACAAUGUCAGUAGAUUUGAUUUCGGACAGAAUAAGACUUCAGUUGUUACAAAUCCGACGAGUAAAGGUUCUCUGAUGACCACAGCCCAGCUCCUGUCACCGCAGGUCCACAUGAUGCCACCUCCUCAGUCCCCCACGGGCGUGCCUGCCCCCGGCCCCGCCGCGCAGACCAGCAAGAGCAGCCGGCCGCUCACUGUGGCACAGAGACUGCAGAUGCAGCAGCAGCAAAGGCUGCAGCAGGCAAACCUGCAGUCACAGGUACAACAACAGCCACAACAACAACAACAACAACAACAACAACAAGCACAGCUGGCCGCUGCAAACUUCCCAUACUACAUCCAUCAAAUGUACCAGAGGCAGGACUCGGACACACACAGCCAGCACUCCCAGUGACAAAACCUACAUCCACAGCCCACAGCCAGUCGUGCAAUUCUGUAGACUGCUCCUUCACCAGAGAAAAGAUGACAGGGACCAACCUGGAAAAGGGCAGUUGUGAGGAGACCCACAGUUACACAUCAAUAUGGUACAGCCAUGUAGCUCUUGUAUGUGGGUUGCUGUAUAGUCAUGUAUUUUAAGGAUCAAAAUAUUCCACUGAAUCAGUGGCACAGGUCGGAAAGGAUCUCUGAGUUUAUAUUUUUAGAAUAAAACCAGAGCUCAGGGUAAUGAACUACACCUGUUGGUCGACAAAAACAUACAUAUAAUAUAUAUAAUAUAUCCAGAUAUAAGACAUGCUGCAUUCACAUUGUUUUGGCAAAAUGUGGUAGCAAAUGAAGGAAGUGAAACUUUUCACACUGCCUACCAGGCUGUAAUGUGCACAAUAGUUAAGGAGUUUAUCUUUGAAACUGAAUGGUGGUGUUUUAUUGAGAAAGUAUUGUGUGGUAAAGUCACUAACGAAUUAAAUUCAAAGAUUAUAUGUUACUUUUGUACGAAGAAAUUGCUAGAAAAGAUCAACACUAUCUUUAAUCAAGAGAAUAUUCUUGUAAUGAUAUAUUUGUAUGUGCAAUCUGUGGUUUUGUGCUGAAACUUUACAGUACAGUGUGUAAUGUUGUUCUUGUAUCCUGAUUGGGUCAGUGAAAGCAAUGGCGGCUAACAGGUUAUGAGCCAAAGGAAAUAUUCGAGCUCUUAGUGUUGUUUCGUUGUCUACGAAAUCUUUGAGAACCAGAGACAAAUAUACGUAUCAUAGUUUGGGAGUAUUUCCUGCAUUCAGCCGUGGCCCUGCCAUAAGUCAACUUCCAUGGUGUACACAAUACUGUGAACGAUACCUUUAGCCUGGGUACCAUCCUUUACAUCCUCGUACGCACGGUCCCCAACGGCUAGCUGUUAAACUACCCCUUGGGGCCCUGCUAUCUCAUGGCCUACCAGUGGUUACUAUGGUUGUCGCCACAAACCAGCUGUCAGCCAAUCAGAGAAUAGGCAUUUCUUGGGCUUUCUGUUUACGAAAGCCAUCUCGCAAAGACCGCUGGGAAGCUAUCAGCCAAUCAUGUUACGUCUUACAUAGCACCAUCCUCCUACGCCCGAUCCCCAAAGGCUGACUGCCCAUAUAAGGGUAAGCUCAUUAAUAUUUAUGAGCAGGGCGGCUAGGAACUGGUCUGAGUGCGUCAGAUAGCAGAGGUAACCCCAAGGAGUUUCGACACGACUGUGGUCCCUCUGCGUAGGAGAAUGCAUCCUUCGUAGUUGCUAGUAGAUCUCUCGUUUCUGUUUUGUGGCAAGCAAGCAAAAUAGAAGAGCCAGCAGAAACUACUGAGGAUGGUUCCCAGUCUGGGACAUCAUCCUGUCAAAUGUGGAAAUCUGUUGUGAUUAGUAUUAUAUUUGAGGGAUGAAUAACUUCAGAAUGAUAUAAAUUUACCACAUCUAUUUCACAGUGCUUUUUAGAUGUUUUUAUAUGAGUGUAAAACUGUUUGAGGCAUCUUGCUGUGAGUGGUUAAGACCUUUUCAUCAUUCAUACACAGGGUAGGAUACAUCUUAGGAAGGUCCCAACAGCUGAGGGUGACAACACCAUUUUAUAUUCAAUGGAUCCAAAAAAGGCGAAACUUUGACAUACAUGUUUAAUUUGUAAUCACACUCAAAGAUCUCAGAAGGAAAAAGGGUAAUUGCCAUGGCUAAAGAGUAGUACUUAUGUGAACAAUGGGUAAGCAUGGUUUGGGUUUCUAACCUCUCUAAUCUGUUUAAGUGAUGACAACAGACAUGUCUCUAAGUUAUGGCGCCAUUGAAGUACUGUAAGCAUCCUCUGUUAGUGAUAGUUUUGACUGUGGAAGUUCUUAUGGUUGGGUGGACAGGUCUGUACAUGUGGUUAGAGAUGCCAUUAAGGCUUCAAGUAAAGAUAAGUGACCUCAAGAGACAAUCAGUACUAUCGAAGACAGUGUAAUAUCAGAUUAGACCAGUGCCAUGUGCAGUAGUUGUAGGGUGAUCUGCAAUGUAGGUUUUAAGAUGACAGAAAAUGUGAACUCUUACAAUCAUGAUCUCCUUUGUAGAAUUAUAAUGAUUGUUUUUGCCAGGAGCAUUUCAAGUAGCUGCUUUAAUGCAAAACUUUUGUGUACAUCUAUAUUAUCAACAUACAAGCAAAUCAAAAUAUGUAACAUGUCUAAGUUUUAUCAUUUUUUUUAGUUUUAGGAAAGUACAUGUUAUUGAAAUAAACAAAACAUUCCUCAGUUGUACCACACUUCACUCUUAUAGUGUAUUCCAAAACCUGUAUAUACACAAAUUAUGUAUACUAUGAAUAGGAUACGGUAAUCAAGAGAUGAGUACCCCUGCAGGAAUUGUGAAAAGGAAUGUUAAGUUUCCUAACUUUGUACAUGCAAUGCUUGAUCUGACCAAGAAAAAAAAGACAUGUCAAUAUUGAUAUUUUAAAGUCUUUGUUACCAGAAGGCUGAUUAUGUAGGAUGAUUGUUCAGAUGAGACAAUUUCUGUUAUUGAAGGUUGGAGACUGAAAGUACAGCAUGUGGUGCCAAAUGGAAUGUUUCUUAUACUUUCAACCCUUGUAUUUGUAUGGAUGAUUUAAACAUCUGGCAUUAGCAGCCUUUAAUUGUUUCCUUUAUGUCUGUAAAAAGUGUUAGUAAAAAAGAUGAAAUUUGAUGUAGAAGUCAAAGUAAUUGGUCUUGUCAUAAGGUGUGUACAUGUGGUGCUACAUUUUACAUUACCUUUUAUAUGUAAUUGGAUCGGACGUUUCCAUGUACUGUUAUUUGUAGAUUGUGCAAUUUAAGGUCCUGGAGUACAUGCCAGAAAGUCAGCUGUACUGGCAAGACAUUUGUGGUAUCUAAACCUCAGUCCCAUGCUAGUUUGAUUUUUGACAGAAUUGUGAUCAUUGCAAAGUAGGUUUGCCAUAAUUAUAAAAGGUGAGUGAAGAUCAUUGGUGACAAAUAUAAUGGGUAGUUCCUAAGUUGUCAUGGCUGUAGAUAAAACUGAUUUUACAUAAUACAUGUAAUAAGACUUCUGAAAGCGGGUACCUUCAAGGGAAAUGAUUCUAGGAGCAAAGGGUUGACGUCUAUGUGUUGAAACAGUGUUUGAUUCGUAUCAUUUGGAGGAUUCGAUAAUUUUUGUCAAACAUACUGUAUAGUGGAGACCAGUAUUUCCUGAAUUGAUAUUUAAAGUUCAGUAAAAUGUCUUGCUCAAACAGCCAAUUUGUGUGCCAGCUAUAGUUUGGCUUCACUUUUAACAAUGACAGGAAAUAGUGACAACUGUCCAUAUCCAGAAGGUUUGAAAUUUUCAUCCAGGUUUUGAAGAAUACCUUUGUACAAAAGAAAUGAUAAUAUUUGAUUGUAUGCUUUUCAUGGGUGUCUGUACAUGUUUGGAAAGGCUGUGUUGUUUUUUAGAUCACAUGUCAUGUGCCUUAGAUGGUAUUACUGGGAAAAAUAAAGAUUAUUUUCCCACAUA
Branchiostoma floridae (Florida lancelet) is the source of this 6390-nucleotide messenger RNA. Its product is annotated as neuronal PAS domain-containing protein 2-like. Gene Ontology annotation, biological process: regulation of transcription by RNA polymerase II; circadian regulation of gene expression. The transcript has 16 exons. Gene Ontology annotation, cellular component: CLOCK-BMAL transcription complex; nucleus; cytoplasm. The record is from RefSeq and is a predicted model, not a curated record. Gene Ontology annotation, molecular function: RNA polymerase II cis-regulatory region sequence-specific DNA binding; DNA-binding transcription factor activity, RNA polymerase II-specific; protein dimerization activity. Lineage: Eukaryota; Metazoa; Chordata; Leptocardii; Amphioxiformes; Branchiostomatidae. The coding region runs from base 262 to 2913 and encodes 883 amino acids.